AUGGUCUCGCCCUCUGGCAAUGUGUUAUGGACACGCGAUCCCGAUGUCAUUCUGCAGCUGCAGACCCACCAUAGCGACUUUGUAGAACCUACUGACAUGUUUGUUAUGCUCGAUAUCUAUGGGCCUACCAUUACUGCAUCUGGGGGGGACGAACAAUUUACGUAUCGCAAGAUAGCCUCCUCGUUCGUGAACGAGAAUACUCACAACAUUGUAUGGACCGAAACCGUUUCGCAAGCGAAAUCAAUGUUAAGACACCGGGAUUAUAAAGGUGGCGUCGCGCCAGAUGUGGCUUCCAAUCCAAAUCGAUUUGCGCUUCAUUUUCCGAGCAAGGCGUUUUUCAACAGACCUGAGACUUGGCACAAUGUACUCACGAAGCCUCCUAGGCACAGGCUGUCAUAUCCAGAGGCCAUUAGUGUUGACUUCAAACGCAACAAUACGAUAUCCAUAACACCACGCCCAGUUUUGAAUAUGUUGAUCCUGUUCUCUUGCAUGUGUGUUCGAUGA
Periconia digitata is the source of this 504-nucleotide messenger RNA. Lineage: Eukaryota; Fungi; Ascomycota; Dothideomycetes; Pleosporales; Periconiaceae. The record is from the annotation of a GenBank genome assembly.